Molecule: messenger RNA, 5062 nt
Organism: Carassius auratus (goldfish)
Lineage: Eukaryota; Metazoa; Chordata; Actinopteri; Cypriniformes; Cyprinidae
Product: sodium/hydrogen exchanger 5-like
Exons: 16
Coding region: 53-2959 (968 amino acids)
Biological process (GO): potassium ion transmembrane transport; proton transmembrane transport; sodium ion import across plasma membrane
Cellular component (GO): plasma membrane
Molecular function (GO): potassium:proton antiporter activity; sodium:proton antiporter activity
Source: RefSeq, a predicted model, not a curated record
CAGGACUGUAUAAAAGCAAUGAAGAUGACACGCCGUUAAACACGCAGGAAAGAUGCGGGGCUUAAGUUUGCUCCUGUUCAUAACUGUGGCUGGUGAAGCAACGACUGACCUUUUCGUGACCGUAGCAUCACUCCCGCCAGAGCUGGAGGUAAGCGCUGCACCUGCCGGCACAUCCCCCGUCACCGCUCGCCAUAUUCCCGGACCCGGAGAGUAUGGACAUCCCGGGAUCGCGCUCGCGCGGUCUGAGGAGGAACCGGCGGUGCCGAGCACGGAGGACGGAGAGUCGUCUCAUCCCCACGGAGGAGGAGGAGGAGGUUACGAGAUAGUGCAGUGGGAAUGGAGCUACGUGAAGACACCUUACAUUAUAGCCAGCUGGCUCUUGGUGGCCAGUGUGGCGAAAAUACUUUUCCACUGCUCUCAGCGUUUCACCACAGCGGUCCCAGAGAGCUGUAUGCUGAUUCUGCUGGGUCUGGUUCUGGGUGCAGUGGUUCUUAUCGCCAGCAAGAAGCAGACGUACCAACUGGACCCAGGACUUUUUUUCCUCUUUCUCCUGCCGACUAUAGUUGGGGAUGCUGGGUAUUUUAUGCCAGCACGGCUCUUUUUCGACAACUUGGGUGCCAUUUUGAUGUAUGCUGUGGUAGGCACACUGUGGAACGCCUUCUGCACUGGAUUCUGUCUCUAUGGAGUCAAGAUGGCAGGAGGCAUAGAUGAAAAAGUGAAUGCGGGUUUGAUGGAUUUCUUGUUGUUUGGCGCUCUGAUCUCGGCUGUGGAUCCUGUAGCUGUGAUCGCUGUGUUUGAAGAAGUCCAUGUGAAUGAGACACUCUUCAUCAUUGUCUUUGGCGAGUCACUGCUCAAUGAUGCUGUCACUGUGGUCUUAUACAAAGUGUACAUAUCCUUUGUGGAAGCGGGACCAGGAAAUGUUUACACUGCAGACUAUUUUAAAGGAAUUGCAUCCUUCCUCAUAGUCAGUAUUGGAGGGACUUUGGUUGGGCUCAUCUUUGCCGUCAUUCUGGCCUUUGUCACUCGUUUCACGAAGACAGUGCGCAUCAUAGAGCCACUGUUCAUCUUCCUGUUGGUUUACCUGGCCUACCUGACGGCAGAACUCUUCUCUCUGUCAGCUAUUCUAUCGAUGACUUUCUGUGGCAUUGGCUGCAACAAGUAUGUGGAGGCCAAUAUAUCCCAGAAGUCCCGGACCACUGUGAAGUACACCAUGAAGACCCUGGCCAGCAUUGCAGAGACGAUCAUCUUCAUCUUUUUGGGUAUCUCAGCUGUGGACAAGUCCAAAUGGGCCUGGGACACUGGCCUUGUCGUCAGCACCCUCAUAUUUAUCUUAGUCUUCAGGGCUGUGGGUGUUGCGGGGCAGACUUGGUUCCUGAACUGGUUCAGGCUGGUUCCUCUGGAAAAGAUCGAUCAAGUGGUGAUGUCAUACGGCGGUCUCCGAGGUGCUGUUGCCUUUGCUCUCGUGGUACUUUUAGAUAAAGAACACGUGAAGGCUAAAGACUACUUUGUGGCAACAACCAUAGUUGUGGUUUUCUUCACAGUCAUGUUUCAGGGUUUAACCAUCAAGCCUUUAGUGAAAUGGUUGAAAGUGCCUCGCAGCACAAACAGAAAACCCACCAUUAACGAAGAGAUCCACGAGCGUGCCUUUGACCACAUUCUGACGGCUGUGGAGGACAUUGCCGGUUUGAAUGGAUACCAUCAUUGGAGAGAUAAGUGGGAGCAAUUUGACAAGAACUAUUUGAGCAAGCUGCUUUUGAGAAAGUCUGUGUACCAUAAGAGUGAACUGUGGGAGGCCUAUCAGAAAAUCAACAUCAGAGAUGCCAUCAGUGUCAUUGAUCAGGGUGGGAAUGUGUUGACCUCUGCUAGACUCUCUCUGCCUUCCAUGGCUAGCAGAACCUCUUUUCCAGAGUUCACAAAUGUUACAAACUACCUGAGAGAGAAUGGCAGUGGAGUGUGUCUAGACCUCCAGGUGAUUGACACAGUGCCAGGAGCCAAAAUAGAGGAAGAGCUUGAGACACAUCAUGUUCUUGCUGAAAACCUCUACAAACCCAGGAGACAGUACCAGUCUCACUAUAGUCGGCACUUCAUGACAGUGGGUGAAAAAGAGAGACAGGACAGGGAGGUGUUCCAGAGGAAUAUGCACAACCGUCUGGAGUCCUUUAAAUCCACUCGCUACAAGCGCCACAAGAAGGACCGCAGUCAGAAAAAGCAUAAAGGGUCAGAUGCUAAAGAGCAAGACACCAGUGACAAACCACGCCGAAAUGUCAGCUGGCAGGACAGAGACCCAGUUGUGGUUCCAAUGGCGCCUGAGGAGGAUAUACAUGAUCCUUCUGAACCAGAUAAAGAUGAGGAUGUAGGCAUCACUUUUGUGGCUCGCAAAGCCCCAGAAACACCAAAGGAGAGACCAAAAUCAGUACCAGCUGCACUGGAUGCUUGUCAGAGCCCAGUCGCAGCCCCUCCAUCGCCAACAUGUGGAGAGAAAAACCUGCCGUGGAAAUAUGGCAUGGGUUCCCUCCCUCCCUGUGUGUCUGUGGAGGCAAAUAAAAUUAUCCCUAUAGACCUGCAGCAAGCUUGGAACCAGAGCAUCUCCUCUCUGGAGAGCCUGGCUUCUCCUCCAGAGCCUCAGCACCCACGUGUUAGCGCCCUCUCGAGGCUGGGAGGACCUGUGCGGACCUCUGCAAAUGGAAAAAGUGGCGGUGGUGUUGGUGCAGGAUCAGGAAGUAAUAUAGGUUCCCCAAGUUCAGGGCAGUUCAAGUUCCCUACAGCGAAGGAGGAAGAGGAGGAAGGUGCCCUCUCGCAGCAGCAGCAGGAACUGCAGGCCCUAAUGUCUUCUUUGACGCCGCCACCUGCUACGCAAUCUGCCGGAAAGAGAAGGAAUCCUUGUGUUUAUCUUAGAAGUCUAGUGACAGUGCCACCUUCUGGUGGGGAGCCACAAAGCAGGAGGCCGACCCAAUUGUAAAAAUGAUCUCUUUCCUGUUUUAUCUUUUUAUGACCCUCGAUCAUCUUACAUUUACCUCCUUAGGCCAGACUUAUAAGUCAGUAAAUUCCUUUCUAAGAGACUAUUAAUUUGUUGUGCUUAUUUUAAUGCUAAUAGGUUACAUGGGUUGGUAGAGUUAGCCGAGGGUCCAUUUUCUUUGUACACACACCUUAUAUAUACUAUUAUUAUACACCUUUGCAUAUGCGAUUGUCAAAAUGUACAACUAAUGAACAUGUAUAAGGCUAAACCACAUUCCAAAGGCCUACUGGGUGUGUCUGUCAAACUGUCCUCCCUUAAUCAUUCACUCGGAUGAAUCACUUCAUGGUUACUCUUAACUUCACAGUGUAAACCUUCAAUCAGCCUGUCCAUCUUAAAACAAGAAUGAGUACUGAGGACUUCCCUUUUCAGACUGGGAUGACAAAGUAACACAUUUUCUUACAGCAAAUCACAGAAAGCACAUGAGGUUAGGGCCACAUGUCUUCAGGCUCUAAAAUAUGCAUAAGAAAUUCACACCCUCAACUUUGGGUGACAAAUAACCCAUUGUCAUCAGGACCAUUUACAGUAUGCUGUGUACAGGAUAUUUAUACGUUUCUAUGCAGCACAUGACCUCUCGUCUGUUUUAGAGUUUAGCAAAAAAAAGAGCAAGGUGUCUUAAUUUAUUUUCUAUUUAUGUAUUAUCUACAUGCCUUUAAUGCUUUUCUUUCUGAAUAACAAGGUUUUGCGAAUCUGCAUUUUAAUGUACAAGAUAUUCAUAGCUGUUUUUAAAACAAACAUGGAUAAUGUUAAUGUUUAUUUUAAAAUUUUUGCCCAUCAUUACUUAAUUUUUUUAUGAUAAUAUAUUUAUAUCAUUAAUAGUAAUUUAUGGAUCAUCAGAAUUGUAUGUGCUUAAUCAAUAGUAGGGGCCUGGAAACUCGCUGUGUAAAUCUUGUACCUAAUAACAUUGUAGGUCCGAUGUGAUGCAAAACGUCUACAGUAAUAAUUUACAGAGAAUGCACAGACUCAUCUAUAUAAUCUAAUGCACUAAUUUUAAUGAGGUUUAGCUUAAUCAGCCGUAUGCAGGCAUAAUGACUUGAGAUGGAUAUACAUUUUGUUUCUAAAAUUGCUUUUAAUAUGUCUGACAAUGACUAAAACAUACAAACAUAUUUAUGUUAACUCCAAGUCAGUUGCUCUAUACCAAAUGUCUUCAUCCUUUAAUGUUCUUAUUGUACCAUACAAUGGAAUAGAAAUUCGGUUUUGCACUUUAUAGUGAAAGCCAUUUUAGCUCAGUUGUACCUACAGUAUAGUGCUGUUGAACCUGUUUUCCCAUUGUUUUGUAUUGCUGUGUAAUUCUAAUGUAUGCAUGUACUGAUGAUCGGAGUGCCUUGAGAGGGACGUGCUAGAUGUUGAGAAAGAGGCCUUGUUGAUCUAUUGUGCCUGUAAACGGUAUGGAGUGCCUCAAUGCUACUGUCUUACCUGAACUUGUCACAUUAGCAGAAAUAUUACCCCAGUCAUUUGACCCCAUAGAAAUUGAAUUGGAAUUAAAUAAUCUAGCCAUUUAAUUCAAGUGGAAUUUUAAGCUCUUUUAUCCCAUAUGUGUUUAUUUGUGUAGGCAUCUAUAUAAGGUACCUGUGCGCCAAAUAUUGACUUGGAAUAGCUUCAUGGAAUAAAGUUAACAUAAGAGAGGACAGUGCUUUUGAAUUAACCCAGUGUUUAUCUCGUCAUUUCAUAUUAAUUUAUCUUUUCAAUGUUUAGACAAAAACAUAUUUAUAUAUUCCAGUCUGUGUCAUAUUAAGCUGGGUUUUUCAUCUGUUUUAGGGCAGACCCUCAGGAGGCCCAGUGAAGGGAACCUUUCGGUGAAUAAUGAAGUUAAAGCCCCCCUUCAAUCCAGGAGUCCCUGUGGUUUAGGCAGGGCUUCCCUAGACUGUUUUCAAAAGACUACAGCGCAUUUAUGUGCUAAUGUGCCAUUUUCUCUUCCUCAAGCCCUGAAACAGAUCUCAGUCAGCGAUGAAGUCACUGGCGAGAGAACAAAAGUUAGAUCUGAAUGUGGGGACUUUAAUCCGAUUCCACCUAGUGAUUUUUCCCUCCUGACUAAAUAUCAGGGUUUUA